Messenger RNA from Urocitellus parryii (Arctic ground squirrel), 1987 nucleotides. RefSeq names its product L-gulonolactone oxidase. Gene Ontology annotation, cellular component: membrane. The record is from RefSeq and is a predicted model, not a curated record. Lineage: Eukaryota; Metazoa; Chordata; Mammalia; Rodentia; Sciuridae. Gene Ontology annotation, molecular function: FAD binding; D-arabinono-1,4-lactone oxidase activity.
CCCCUUGGUGUGCAGCAGUAGGGACCCAGCCUGAGCUGCCCCAGCACCGAGGCUGCUGCACCUCCUGCCCAGGGCUUUGUUCUUGAAGAAGGUCGGAGACAGCUGAGGCCUCUGAUCACCGCAGCCAUGGUUCAUGGGCAUAAAGGGGUCCGGUUCCAAAACUGGGCAAGGACCUAUGGCUGUUGCCCAGAGAUGUACUAUCAGCCCACAUCUGUGGAAGAGGUUAGAGAGGUACUGGCCCUGGCCAGGCAGCAGAACAAGAAGGUGAAAGUGGUGGGUGGUGGCCACUCACCUUCGGACAUUGCCUGCACCGAUGGCUUCAUGAUCCACAUGGGCAAAAUGAACCGGGUUCUCCAGGUGAACAAGGAGAAGAAGCAGGUAACCGUGGAGGCUGGCAUCCUCCUGACAGACCUGCACCCACAGCUGGACAAGCAUGGCCUGGCUCUGUCCAACCUGGGAGCUGUGUCAGAUGUCACAGCAGGUGGCGUCAUUGGGUCCGGAACCCACAACACAGGGAUCAAGCACGGCAUCCUGGCCACUCAGGUGGUGGCACUGACUCUGAUGACAGCUGAUGGGGCGAUUCUGGAAUGUUCCGAGUCCAGCAACGCAGAGGUGUUCCAGGCUGCGCGGGUGCACCUGGGCUGCCUGGGAGUCAUCCUCACCAUCACCCUGCAGUGCGUGCCCCAGUUCCACCUGCAGGAGACGACCUUCCCCUCAACCUUGAAGGAGGUCCUGGACAACCUGGACAGCCAUCUGAAGAAGUCCGAGUACUUUCGCUUCCUCUGGUUCCCACACAGUGAGAACGUCAGCAUCAUCUACCAGGACCACACCAACAAGCCCCCCUCUUCUUCAGCCAGCUGGUUUUGGGACUAUGCUGUUGGAUUCUAUUUACUGGAGUUCCUGCUCUGGAUCAGCACCUUCCUGCCUUGCCUCGUGGGCUGGAUCAAUCGCUUCUUCUUCUGGCUGCUGUUCACCCGCAGGAAGGAGAACAGCAACCUCAGCCACAAGAUCUUCACCUACGAGUGCCGCUUCAAGCAGCACGUCCAGGACUGGGCCAUUCCCAGAGAGAAGACCGAGGAGGCCAUCCUGGAGCUGAAGGCCAUGCUGGAAGCCCACCCCAAGGUGGUGGCCCACUACCCCGUGGAGGUGCGCUUCACACGGGGGGAUGACAUCCUGCUGAGCCCCUGCUUCCAGAGGGACAGCUGCUACAUGAACAUCAUCAUGUACAGGCCCUAUGGMAAGGAUGUGCCGCGGCUGGACUACUGGCUAGCCUACGAGACCAUCAUGAAGAAGUUCGGGGGCAGGCCCCACUGGGCCAAGGCCCACAACUGCACCAGGAAGGACUUUGAGAAAAUGUAUCCUGCCUUUCCAAAGUUCUGCGCCAUCCGGGAAAAGCUGGACCCCACUGGGAUGUUCCUGAAUUCCUAUCUGGAGAAGGUGUUCUACUGAAGCCGUAGAACCCCACGCCUGUCCCAGCCCGCCUUGAUAAGGGUGGAGGCCCAGCGUCCCCCAACAGAGGGGCACACCUCCCCUCCAGACCCCACGGCCAGAGCUGGGCUCCCGCAGUCUCCCCUCCUUCCCUCCCUUAUCCUCACAGCGCGCCCAGCAGUAGGUGGCCCAGCACCCCAAUCCCUGUUUACAUCUCUGUGACCUCCUUUUCCUGCCCCUGUAAUCAACACACCUGGGAGAAAGGGGCAGCCCAACAUAGUGUGUCUGUCCAGAGGUCAGAGAUUCGCUCAUUGGCAAGGUCCACCUGCUGGCCAGGUGGGAGUGAAGUCCCCAGGUCUGCAGCUGCAGGGGUCCCUUCCCAGCCCCCGUAGCAGGUGUGUGGGCGCAGAGGUGGUGUGGACCUCUGCUUUCUCUCCCACAUAAGGCUCUUUCAAAUGCUCAGCUGACUACCUGCCUACAACUGCUCUCUGCCAGAAGUCUCGGAUAGCCUGGGUCUGACCUUCAGUCUGUCUCUUUCGGGGUGGGACCCUCCUUAUUC